Molecule: messenger RNA, 1104 nt
Organism: Rhizophagus irregularis DAOM 181602=DAOM 197198
Lineage: Eukaryota; Fungi; Glomeromycota; Glomeromycetes; Glomerales; Glomeraceae
Source: RefSeq, a predicted model, not a curated record
AUGUCUUCUAUCAAAAAUUAUUUACCAAAAUAUACUUAUAAAAGAAAUCCUAAAAUCAGUAAUAAGGCAGCAAAUAAACAAAAUGAAUUAAUGCGACUCAAUGAUGAAAAACUAAAUGAUGAUGCCACAUCCAUCACUAAUAAAAACACGGUUACUUCAUCCGAUUUCACUGAAAAACAAAAUCAAGGUGUGAUAUCAUCAUUUGUUAUUGGACAUAUCAUUAGCGAAAAUGAAUUAGCUUUAGCAUCUCCAUAUUCAUAUAGAGAAUUAAAUGAUGUAUUUGAUGAGUUUUUAGAAUUACAGAAACAGAGUAAUAAAGUAUUCGGAAAAUCUAGUAUCAAGAAAUCCGAAAAGAAUUCUGAUAUAAAGAAGAAUAAUCAGAAUAAAAAUGUGAAUAAUAACGGAAGAGAAAACAGUAAAAAACGUGAUGGUGGUGUUGGUGGAAACAGUGAAAGAAAUCAAAGAGAAAUUGCUAAAAGAGCAUUGAAAUCAAAACCGACUAACAAUAUUAACGCUGAAAAAUCUGAAAAGAUUUCAACAGAUAAAAAUCGUAUUCAAAGAAAUGUAUUGAAGAAUAAUGAUGAGUUUAAUAACAAAAUUGAUAAAAAAAUUGGAAAUCGAAGGAUUGAUAUUGUUAACCAAGAUGAUAUAAACUUUGAAAAAUAUAAUAAUGAGUUUGAAGAUUGGCACAAUAUGUAUCCUAUAUUGACUUCAACUCCUAAUUCUAGUAUCAAUUUCGAAACAAAUACUAUUACCAAAUUCCAUAAUAAUUCAAAUGUAGAGGAUGAUGACAUGGGAGAUAUUCUCCCAGAUUCUUAUUCUUUUCCUAAAAAUGGUGGAAGAAAUUCACCAAAAGAGAAUCUAUCAACUUUUAAACAUGAUCAAUUACAACAAUCGCAACUCUUCAAUGCAGUUCCAAAAACAAAUGGUAAAGAGGAAAAAGAAAUUCGGUAUCCAUCACAAGAUACGAAUACGGAACUUUCAUUACAAUCAUAUGCAGAAAGAGAUGAAAUACGAAGAUUCGUGUUCAAGCAAUUGUCCGAUGAUGAUAACGAAUUGGAAGGCUUUUAUGAUUUCAAAUCAGGAAAUUAUAAGAAAGACUAA